AUGUAUUUCAAUGCCAGCAUCAACAGCACAACCAAGCUGCUCAAGCCCCUGCUGGUGUUUACUUUCUGCUUGAUGGCGGGCCUUGCUGGUCUGACUCAGAUAACGCAAUACCGCAGCCACCCAAUAGAUGUCUACGUGGGAUAUCUGAUAGGAGCUGGCAUUGGUGUCUAUCUGGCUGUGUACGCUGUGGGAAACUUCAAAGCAGCAGAGGAAGAUAAUCCAUCUUUGCAGAGAUUGGAUUCAGUCCAGCAGAAGGAAAGCCUGAGAGUCUUGAGCCAACACAACCAUGAUUCCCUGUAUAGGAAGACUCCCAGGGUGUCUGAGAGCAGGGAAGAGCUAGGGGCUGGGCUAGGGGCUGGAUCCCGCAGUAAAGUGAGGAGAGAGAAGGCCUCCUUGGCCUCCCUGAAACGAGCUAGUGCGGAUGUGGAGCUCCUGGCAAUGCGAGGUCCCAUGGGCAAAGAGACCAUGGUAACCUUCAGCAACACUUUGCCCCGAGUCGCGAGUGGAAACAGCCCCAUCUCCCCCUCGGAUGAGCCCAUCAUUACACAGCGUCAUAUGACCUUCCAUGUGCCCUUUGACCCUCAGAGAUCUCAGCAACUGGUGUCAGAGUGGAAGCAGCGCUCCCUGGAGCUCCGUAGCCAGAUUUCCAGAGAUGAAGAUGAGGGUGCAAUUGAAGGAGACCAAGGGGGUGAGGGUGUAGCAGCUGGAGGAGACAAAGAAAACAAGGGGAUGCCUUCAUCUUUGUAUCCUACUGUGCAGGCCAGCAACAGCACAGCUACACCAGCUAUAGCCAGGAUGGCUGUGGCGCCCCCUUUAGUUCACAUCCCAGAAGAAGCCUUGCGGCCACCGCCUGUCUCCCCAAAGAGUGCCAAGACAAGGGCCAAGUGGUUGUCACUCACAGAGGGGGGAGGGGUGCAAGAGCAUAAAGAACAAGGUGAAAGAACAGGACCCAUUGCAGUGUCCACCCCCCGUGUACCCAUCACACUGCCAAGCCAGCACCCAAGCAAGCAAAGAGUCACUCAGGUCAUGGCCAUAUCAAAGCAGCAGGGUAAAGGACUUUCAUUCACUAAGACGUCAGACGGUGGCUCCUCUUCCGGUGGUGGCUCCAACUGCCCCGAGUCACCAUAUUACCGCAUCCCAUCUGACCAAGACAUGGGAAGCAACCCCGGGAGCAUCGCCAGCAGCGGGAGCAUCGUCACCAUUGAUGCUCAUGCUCCUCACCAUCCGGUGGUGCGCGUGUCAGCCAGUAAUGGCAAGCCCUGGGAAUGGAGGAACACCAUCAGCGGCAACAUGACAGCCUCCAACGUGAUGGGCAACAAACAUAACAUGGCUCUGCAGCGGCAGGACAAUGUAAGCCACUACAGAGACUACCAGACACUUCCGGUGAAAACGGACUCCAUCUGCUCGUCCAUAACUGAAGGAGGACCAGAGCUACUUCCCCCACCCCACCCCACUGUCUCCUCUCCCCUGCCUCCUCCACUUCAUCUAUCAUCAUCCCCUCUUCCUCCUCCUCCAUCCCCUCAGCCACCCUCCUCUCCCUUACCUCCCCCUCUUUCCUCCACCACCCAUAUGCCUCCACCUCCCACUUUGGUACCGUCCUCCCACAUGCCCCUACCUCCUCACCCAUUCUCUUCCCCGCUGCCUCCUCCCCCACAUUCCUCCUCCUCCAUGCCUCCACCCCCUCACUCGUCCUGCUCCGGCAUGCUCACCCCUCCUCCACACCCUGACCUGCUGAUAGAUGGCUUCGGCCAGGCCCUGCCGCGCUCCUCCACCCUGCCUCGCCAGCCCACCGUUUCUGCCUGCAGCCACGCCGAACAGGAGCACUACUACAAGACCCUGCAGAAUGAGAGGAUGUUAUAGUAAAUAGGAAAGCCAUCAUUAUAAUACAGGAUUAAAAAAAGGAAAAACUGGACGAGACCGUUAAAGACACGCGGGAUAAAAAAAGAUGAGUUUUGGAAUGAAUAUACAAGGUUUAAAGCUAUUGAAGAGGUUGGGGACAUUUGGGAGCCCCCUAACUCAGCAGGGAACCAGCUUUUUUUCUCCUUUUGUUCUUUGCUCACGCACUGCCACAGCUCUUGCUGUAACUGGAGAAAGAUUCAACAAGAUGAGAAAGGGGACUGAACAUUCAAAAAACAAAACCAUGAUUUUACUUCUGGUUUUUAGCAGCCUCAGUGUUUUUUAAAGACACAUUCAUAAAAAAGAAUGAAGAGGCUGCAUAGAAUAUUGUGAGGACAUCACAAUACGACUGUCUGCUACAUGGAAUGUCCUUGGAGAGAGGAGAGGGGAUAGUGCUGAAUAAACAACUAUAGACUAUUUAAUUUAUUAAUUUUUAUUUAACCAGGGAAAUCCCAUUG
This is a messenger RNA of Nematolebias whitei (Rio pearlfish), 2354 nucleotides long. Its product is annotated as phospholipid phosphatase-related protein type 3. Lineage: Eukaryota; Metazoa; Chordata; Actinopteri; Cyprinodontiformes; Rivulidae. Gene Ontology annotation, molecular function: phosphatidate phosphatase activity. The transcript is spliced from 3 exons. The record is from RefSeq and is a predicted model, not a curated record. Bases 1 to 1860 code for a protein of 619 amino acids. Gene Ontology annotation, biological process: signal transduction; phospholipid metabolic process; phospholipid dephosphorylation.